Molecule: messenger RNA, 2141 nt
Organism: Microplitis demolitor
Lineage: Eukaryota; Metazoa; Arthropoda; Insecta; Hymenoptera; Braconidae
Product: peptidyl-alpha-hydroxyglycine alpha-amidating lyase 2
Exons: 8
Coding region: 612-1763 (383 amino acids)
Cellular component (GO): extracellular region
Molecular function (GO): protein binding
Source: RefSeq, a predicted model, not a curated record
GCUUGUUCACCAACUGCCACUCUUAGUUUUUUGUUUUCUUAAUAUAUUUUAAUAAUUUAUUAACUUACUGCUUUUUUUAAAAAUACAUUAUUUUAAAAUUCAAUUUUAUUUAUUUUUAAAAAAUGAUUUUUAAUUUUUAAUAUUCAAAUUCAAUUAUCUGGUUUUCGACGUAAAAUAACUUGGAACUUACAUAUAUUCAUCAGUUAAAAAAAAAUAUAAACUACCUCUCUUGAUCAUCAUCAUUGAGCUCAAGAAGAAAAAGACUGCCAUGGAUGUCUUUGUCUUCUUGAGACCAAUGUCUGCGACACUAAAAUCUUCUCGUUAAAAUAACAAAUCAUCGGUUAAUCAUUCAUCUUAAAAAAUAAUUCAUUACCACAAUAUCACUCGUCUUAAUUACUUUACUUGUCUAAAUAGUAAUCCAAAUAAAAAAACCUAAAUUAAAAAUCAACCAAGAUACCAAGGUACAUUUGGAAUAAAGUAAUUGAGCGCCUGCGUGCAUUAUUGAUCGCACCAGAAGUGACUAGUCCUUUGAAAGCGAUCUGCGUCAUAGCAGAUCCCCAGACCCAGUUAAAUAUCUGGGAGUUGUCACCAGUUGCUGAUAAACUACGAUCAUGAGUGCAAGGAAAGAAAAAAGUAUCGUAAUCUGUAUCUUUUUACUGUUCCUUGGACCAGUGUCUAGUUAUGUAAUUAAUCCGUAUCGUCAUCCUGAGCUCCUGUCGAAUGUCGUCGAUGAGCUGCUGGAUCUGUUGACUGACAAAGGAAGAAAAAUCAAUGAACAGACUCAGCAGCUGUAUCCUGAAGAAAAUACCAUAUGGAAAACACCCAAAGGUCUUGGACAAAUAACUGGAGUUGGAGUUGAUCCUGCAGGUAAUCCUGUGAUAUUUCAUCGCGGUGAUAGAUCCUGGGAUUAUGGGAGCUUUGAUGAUACGUUUAAAUUCCGUGAAUCAUUUAGAGGACCUAUUACUCAAGACACUGUCCUCACAUUAAACCCACGAAGCGGCUCGGUGGAGAGUUCAUGGGGUUCUAAUAUGUUCUAUUUGCCCCAUGGACUUCACAUCGAUUCUCGCGGCAAUGUAUGGUUAACAGACGUUGCACUGCAUCAAGUAUUCAAAUUCACACCCGGUUCAACAAACCCUGACUUGAUCCUAGGCGAAGCAUUAACCCCCGGUUCAGAUAAUGACCACUUUUGCCAACCAACAUCUGUCGCUGUUGCUAAAACUGGAGAAAUAGUCGUAGCUGAUGGCUACUGUAACAAUAGAAUUAUUGUAUUUGAUCCAUUCGGAAAUAUCAUAAACAUUAUACCACAACCUGGAGAAUUUGUAGCUCUCCGAGUACCACAUGCUUUAACGAUCCUCGAGCAGGGUGACGUCUGCGUAGCUGAUCGUGAGAACAUGAGGGUAAUUUGUAUGUCACUUCGUGAAGGUUUUCCACCAGAUAACGACGAGGAUAAGCGAGGACCACCCUUAACGCUUCAUGCACCUGAUCUCGGUAGAGUUUUUGCUGUCGCUUCUCAUGGUAACACAAUUUAUGCUGUUAAUGGACCUACUUCGCCUAUGAUUCCUGUCAGAGGGUUCAUCAUGGAUCCCAAUAGCGAAACUGUUUUCGGACAUUGGGCUCCCACUUCAGGCAUGUUUACACAACCUCACGCAAUGACGAUUUCACCAAACGCUACAGAACUUUACGUAACUGAAAUAGGACCCAAUCGCAUUUGGAAAUUCGACCUUGUAAAAAAUUCAUCACAACAGGAAACACCUCUAGAGUAAAAAUAAAAUCUUUAAAAUAAAUAAUAAAAGUAGGGUAGGGUAUGACGGGAUACAAAAACCGAAAAACAAAAAUAUUAAUUUUUUUUCAGGAUCAGAAUUUUUUUUUUUGAUUUUACGAUAUUCAAAAGAUACAAUUUUUUUUUUAAAGAAAAUUUUCCAAAAAAUUGAACUUUUAUCAAAAUCAGUUACCAAAAAUUAUUUGGGCUGCGCCCGUAUUCCGUCGGCCCGCUCGUCUAAAAUUACUAAAUAUUUUUUAUCAUGAUUUUGAUUAUGUCUUUUUCGAUCAAUAUCAUGCAUUUACAUCUCACUGAACUCAGGAAAUUAUUAUUAUAUAUAAAUAUAAAUAUACGUCUAAUAUUAAUGAAAAAAAAAAAAAAU